This is a messenger RNA of Cryphonectria parasitica EP155, 1716 nucleotides long. Its product is annotated as family 1 glycoside hydrolase. NCBI's taxonomy places the organism in Eukaryota, Fungi, Ascomycota, Sordariomycetes, Diaporthales, Cryphonectriaceae. Bases 1 to 1716 code for a protein of 571 amino acids. Gene Ontology annotation, molecular function: beta-glucosidase activity. Gene Ontology annotation, biological process: carbohydrate metabolic process. The transcript is spliced from 5 exons. The record is from RefSeq and is a predicted model, not a curated record.
AUGAGUCGGUUGCUUCUCCCAGUGCUGCUGGGCAGCUAUGCCGCUGCCCAGUCUGCGACUGGUACUGUCACUGCGAGUUCGGCGCUCACGGUGACGACCUCGCUCGAACUGUCUGUCGAUGAUCUCUGGGACAUCGUCAUCGGCCCUGUCUCGGUUGCCAAUAUCACCUCGACUGUGGCGGCUACUCCGGUGCCUUCCAGCUCCCUGGUCCCACCGCCUAAUCUGGCAUCCUAUGGUUUUCCUACUGGGAGACAGAUACCUGAGGUAGUGGCCAACAGCUCGUGGAGUUUCCCCAAGGACUUUAUGUUGGGCGUCGCCGGCGCUGCGUUCCAGGUUGAGGGCGCGGCGAAGGACGAGGGGAGAGGCCCCAGUGUGUGGGACAAGCUCGUCCGCCCUGGCUAUACCGUUGCGAAUCAGACUGGCGACAUAACAGAUAAUCACUACUAUCUCUACAAGCAAGAUAUUGCUCGCAUCGCCGCCAUGGGGAUCAAUACCUACUCCUUCUCGAUCUCGUGGUCUCGCAUCUAUCCUUUCGGCAGCGGGCCGGUCAACCAGGCUGGUAUAGACCACUAUAACGAUGUGAUCAACACUUGUCUGCAGUACAAUGUCACGCCCAUCGCGACUCUUUACCACUGGGACACUCCUCUGUUCCUGCAGGAAAAGUACGGAGGAUGGCUGUCGGAAGACAUUGUCGCAGACUUUGUCGCCUACGCCAACACGUCCUUUCAAGCGUUUGGUGAUCGGGUCAAGACGUGGUUCACAGUCAACGAGCCGAUCGUCUUCUGCGAGCAGUACCCGCUCCCCGACCAGUACUUCAAGAACCUCACCGUCCCGUACAAGCAGCAGCAGUACUACUGCGGGCGCAAUGUGGUGCUCGCGCACGCGCAGGCCUACCGCCUCGGCAAAUCCCUCCUGGGAAACGACACGCUCAUCUCGUACAAGAACAACGGCGGCUACAAGAUCCCGCUGACCAGCAGCAGCGCAGACGCACUGGCCGUGCAGCGCGCAUAUGACUUCAACGAGGGCUGGUUUGCCGACCCCAUCUUCCUGACGGGCACAUGGCCCGACUCGCUGAAUGAGUACCUGUCCACCUUUCUGGACCCCUUCACGGACGAACAGCAGGAGAUAAUCAAGGGCUCGGCCGACUUCUUCGCCCAUGACGCCUACACCUCGCAGUUCUACUAUGCACCCGACGCGGGCAUCGAUGCGUGCCUCAACGACACGUCCAACUCGCUGUACCCGGGCUGCUUCAACACAAGCUACACGUACUCGGCUGCCGACGGCGGCUGGCUCAUUGGGGCUGCGGCUGACCCCCUCGCGUCGUGGCUGCAUAAGGCCAACGACUGGGUUCCUGCGCUGCUGCACUACAUCAACGACACGUGGGCGCCACCCUUGGGCCGGAUCGUGGUCAGUGAGUUCGGGUUUGCUGAGCCGUUUGAGGUCUACAAGACGAUCCCAGCAGAUAUCUUGACGGAUCAGAUCCGGUCAGACUACUACAAGGGAUAUCUUGAGGGGAUCCUGAUUGCCCUGAGCGAAGGAUUAAACGUCAUGGGUUGCUUUGCGUGGUCCUUUGUUGACAACCUGGAGUGGGCAGACGGCUUCAUGGUUAAGUUUGGUUUGCAGAGGGUGGACUUCGACAGCCCUGGGCUGGAGAGGAGCUAUAAGGCCAGUUUCUUCCAGUAUGUGGAUGUCUACAAGAAAUAUGUAGAGCAGUGA